This is a messenger RNA of Dama dama (fallow deer), 1004 nucleotides long. RefSeq names its product olfactory receptor 2M5-like. Gene Ontology annotation, biological process: G protein-coupled receptor signaling pathway. The transcript has a single exon. Gene Ontology annotation, molecular function: G protein-coupled receptor activity; olfactory receptor activity. The record is from RefSeq and is a predicted model, not a curated record. NCBI's taxonomy places the organism in Eukaryota, Metazoa, Chordata, Mammalia, Artiodactyla, Cervidae. The annotation marks the transcript as partial. Gene Ontology annotation, cellular component: membrane.
AAAUCUCCUCCCUUUGUGUUGUCAUUGCAGAGAGUCAUGUGGGGAGGGAAUGAGACAGAAUCCACAAAUUUCAUCCUCCUGGGAUUCUUCCCUGAAUUUAGAUACAUCACAGCUUUGGUUUCCAUUGUUCUUCUUAUCUACAUGGCUGCCUUCAUUGGCAACACUCUUCUGGUCCUCCUCAUUUGGUUGGAUUCCCGGCUCCAUACCCCCAUGUACUUCCUGCUCAGUCAGCUCUCCUUAAUGGAUUUGACUUUGACCUCUAGCAUCAUACCCAAGAUGGUGGCCAACUUCUUCUCUGGAUGGCAAAGCAUCUCAUUCCUGGCUUGUGGGACUCAAAUAUUUUUCUCGCUGACAGUAGCCAUUGGAGAAUGCAUCCUUAUAACUGUCAUGUGUUUUGAUCGCUAUGUGGCUAUCUGCAAUCCCCUGCGGUACCCUGUCAUUAUGAGUCCUAGGAUGUGCUGGCAGAUGGCUGCCAUGGCUUGGGCUGGAGGUGCCCUUACUUCCUUUGGCCACACUGCUUUCACCUUACAUUUUCACAUCUGCAGCCCCAGAGAGAUUCCUCACUUCUUCUGUGAAGUCAUGGCUGUUCUUAGGAUUGUCUGUGAGGGCAUCUCAACCUAUGAGAAGGCUGUAGUGGUGACCAGCAUCCUAGUCCUGCUGCUGCCCUUAUCUCUCAUCUUAUCCUCCUAUGUUCUCAUCUUCCUUGCUGUACUCCAAAUGAACUCCCCAGAAGGCAGGAACAAGACUCUGACCACUUGCUCCUCUCAUCUCUGUGUGGUGGGUCUCUAUUUUGGUCCAGGUAUGUGCAUCUACAUGAGGCCUGGUUCUGCCAAGACUCCAAAGUUGAACCAGGGUCUCUUUCUCUUUGGGACUGUCCUUACCCCUCUCCUGAACCCUCUUGCAUACAGUCUCAGAAACAAAGAAGUUCUAUGUUCACUAAAAAAGUUGAUGGGGCGGUUUCAGUCCACCAGAUAGAGGGCAGAGUUUUCCUUUUAGCUGCAAAG